Triticum urartu is the source of this 2025-nucleotide messenger RNA. Lineage: Eukaryota; Viridiplantae; Streptophyta; Magnoliopsida; Poales; Poaceae. The record is from RefSeq and is a predicted model, not a curated record.
CAGGCAAAGCUAGCUAGCUAGCUAGCAAGCAGCUGGAUGGAUUCCUCUGGCUAGAUUAAGAUUAAUCUCGUACGUUGAAGCAGCAAGCGGAAGCGGCGGCUACGCGGAGAGAGGAUCGGGCGGCAGCGGCGCGAGGGACCUGCGGCGGCGGCCUGACCUAGCUGAUACCAAGUUGAAACACUAGGUUUAGGGUUUUGCGUGAGUGGCUAACAUCCAGCCUCAUGUCUCAAUAUACAGAUGAUCAGAAUACAAUUAUAUAUGUAUACAAAUACGUGUACAUGUACAAUAUGCUAGACCCUAUUUUACAGAGAAUACUCUUCAGGCCACUGCCGCUCGUAUUUUAUGUCUGUAAUUUCCAGCAGAGCUGUGGAUUUGUUUCUCGAUUGCUUGUGUCACAAGGUGUUAUGAUGUACUGUAGCUUUUAGGCUUUUCCAGUCAUUCGAUAAAUAGUUCAAAUGGUUUUACAGCACUUCUAGUUAGUUCCUUGUAGAGGGAGAAAUUGAGCUUUCUGCUCAAACAUGAACAUAGAUGAUACUGAAUAUUGCUUGUUCUUUGUAUUAUUAUUGUGUAAUUUGUGUUGCUAUCAUCUUAUCCUAGCAAGUAGCAAAUUACCUUUUCAUGAAAUCAUGCCUUGUCUUCGUCAUAAAUGAUUUGCCAAAAAUUAUGCAAUGCUUGCACAAGUGCUAUGUUAUCAUGAUAAGUGCAUUCCCUUAUCUUUUCACCUUAAAUAAUCAGAGUUCAUAUUUACCAUGGAAUUUGAGGUCUCCUAAUUUAAUUUGGACAUGAGAGAAUUAGCACACACUGACCCAACUUAGAUCCAGUAUCAUAUAUUUCACCUCAAUCUCUCAGUAGUUCUUGUAUGUGUUAAUCUCUGUACGCUGGGAUGGGCAAUUUCAUUGCUCCAUUCUCCUAAUGAAUAUGUGGGUGUCAGAUAUGACUGCUUUGCCAAUGUUUUUUUUUAUUAAUAAUUGUUACCAAAGCUGUUGGUCCAUUCUUCUGUAGGUUGUCGGUGCAAAUGGUGCUGAGCAAACUGUUGUUAGCGGGUCGAUGGAAGUGCUGAAACCCUGUUGGGCAGUUGCCAUGUCUGGUGUGCCGGUGCGGGAGCAGCUUUUUAAUGUUUCAAUCUGCCACUACAACCAUCUCAAUCUGUUCCAUCAUGGUGACUUUUCAAGAAGUUUUGGGAGGACAUUUGAUCCAUCUAACUUAGAGGUGGCGGCACCAAUUCUGCUGGAGAGAAGUCAUGGCAAUAUCAUCUUUCUAACAAGCCGGGGAGAGGUGAGCUUAUACUCUUCAGGCCUACUUGAUCACGAUGCGACAUGGAGGUGGCAACUAUCGACAGGCGCAACAUGGUCCAACCUUCCAUCUCCAUCAGGGAUGACAGAGAAUGCUGUCAUCCCCACUCACAAAGCCUUCUCUCUGCACGCCUAUGACCCAAAGCAGGUGAUCAUCGCGGGCGGCGACCAGGAGGCCGUGGUGAUCUCUCCUUCUGGUGUCCUACUGGCGUCCAGCGACCUCCCCGCGCCGCUGACUCAUGCAUUAAUCCUCAAGGAUUUCUCUGGCGAUGGGCUGACUGAUUUCAUCCUGGUGACAUCCGGGGGAGUGUGUGGAUUUGUGCAGAUGAGGCGGCCCGGGGCGCUCUUCUUCGGCACACUUGUUGGCUGCUUGAUCGUUGCGAUCGGGGUGAUACUUGUUUCUCUGCACCUCAACUCGUCGAACAAUGGUAAACCAAGGUCUUCUUCGACCGACUACAGGUGACUACGAUGGCGGUAUUCUGCUGAGAUGAUCUUGCGAACAUCCCCGGCACGCAGUGAGGAGUUGUUAUAGUGUUGAAGCUAGAUUUAGCUUGCUGGAGGUGCUUAGCUUGUGUCUUGUAAGUAUUUGGGUUGGUGAACUUUUGUUGUUCUUCCAUAUAAUCCUUCGUUAGCAUUAAAUCUCAAGUGUAUAAACCUGAAGACCCAGCAAGAUAAAACACACCUGAAGCUCUCGAGUGUAUAUGCUCAGGCUGAAGCGUGUCUCUGAGGCCAA